Molecule: messenger RNA, 5627 nt
Organism: Drosophila bipectinata
Lineage: Eukaryota; Metazoa; Arthropoda; Insecta; Diptera; Drosophilidae
Source: RefSeq, a predicted model, not a curated record
CGUGUGAUAUUGAAAUACAAAAUCAAAUUCGAAUCAAUUCACUUUAGUGUGUGUGACUGUGGUUUUGUGUUGGUUUCAAAGAAAUUCAAUUUACCGAAAAACAAAUUCUAUAUGCUAUACCAUAUAGUGUGGAAGUGUGUGUUUUGGUUAUCAGUGACCUUUUUAGGUAUUAUCAAAUUUGAGUGUGUAUAUUGAUAAGAAUACAAAUAAGAAAAAAAAAAUAGUAUUGAGUGUAUCUGUGGCACCACCAUCGACCAUCGAAUACGUCAACGGCAUUCCAAGUAAAACGAGACUACAAACAUUGUCAAUUCACCGGAUUCAGUGCAUCGAUAAGUGAACAAAGUAUCUUCCAGCGUGACGAUGGCAUUACUGCUCCGAAUGUGUUAAUAUUUUUAAUAUUUAGGAGAAACAAAUUAGUAUUAUAUUUAACAUAAAAUCAACAAACAAUUAAAUCAUGCUGACAAGGAGGAUCUCCUUGGCCCUGUUGCUGCCUAUACUCCAUAUUUUGAUCUCAGAAAACGAUGCGUUACCCCGGCCACAGUACUUGGAGGACAAUAAGCCCAGCGUUGAUUGCGGCGGAACUAACGGAGCGCCGCUGAUCACGCCCUGCUUGGAGUCCAUCCAACUGGAGGUCAGAACCUCCUACACAUUAAGAUGUGAAGCGGAGGAACCGGUGACCUGGUGGUACGUCGUCCACGAUGACGUCAUUGACACAGAGGAGUUCGACAACACCGAGACAGAUCCGCUGCGACCCCAUGGGGCCAAGCUGGAGCUAGUGGAUGUAACGGCGGAAAGAGUGGGCGCCUACUACUGUGUCAAGAAGUCUAAGCUGGAAAGAAGCUCAGAAAUCGAUGAGGACGCGAUGGUGGAGUAUACAAACAAUGAUGAUGCCGCCUCCAUUUAUGUUUACGUGAAUGAUCCGGAUCACUUGCUGGUUCCCUACGCACCCUUGGUGAUUGCCCGGCAGUAUACCAGCGUGGUGAUACCCUGCAAGCCCACGAUGCCGGACACGGAGGUUCUCCUUAUGUUCAACUCGGAAGUAACUUCCAGCAAGUAUGCAAAUCGGUACAAUCCAAUGCAGGGAUUCACCAUUGAAAUCAAGAGCAUCCUUCAUGGCGGCUAUUACGAGUGCUUGCCUGCGGAACCCUCCCCAGGCAACCAAGAGGAAGGCCUGAUCUUUGAUGUGCAGUUUAAGGCAUCCAGAUUGGAUAAUCCCAGUACCCAAGCACCAACAUCUACCUUAGGGUAUGACUAUGUCGAUGAGGACGAUGACGAGGUCCCUUCUGUUACUAACCAAUCGAAACAGGGUAAAGUAGAUCUAAUCUCUGGUGACGGGUUUGACGGAGUUACCUCCGAUUUCGAAGCUAUAUCAUGGGAUCGGGCGAAGCGUAGUCCCGCCUCGUCGUCCUCACCUCGGCCAGGGCAGGUCAACAAGUCAUUAGGCCGGCCCGAGAUUAAAUCUACUCUCAAUCAUCACGUCGAAAAGGACUCCUCUUUUACACUCACCUGCGAACAGACCGAAGUCAUAGAUGCAAACUAUCAAAUGAAAUGGUCUACUCCCAUCAAGGAUAUGAGUCGCCUUAUCAUCACCACUCCUAAAUUCGAUCACAAGACCAUGAACGCCACUCACCAAGUCGGCCGGAGCAUGUUGACGGUGGAGAAGGCUCAGAAAACAGACAGUGGACCCUACAAGUGCAUUGUGUCCGAUGGCUACGUUACUACCCACUACACUUACAAGAUGAAAGUACUGGAAACGAAUGAGACCUAUCUGAAGGUUCAGGAACCGACAUCUCAUUACAUAGUUGAAGGAUACGCGAACAAGACUAUCCAGAUGACAGCUAUCUUUGAGGGGUAUCCGAUACCAACAUUUUAUUGGCAUAAGCCCGAUGGAAGCGACAUCCAUCAGACGGAGCCCAAGUUCAAAAUCAUCCCAACGGAGUCGAGCACCACCCUGCAGAUCCUCAAUGCCCAGCUGGAGGACAGCGGCACCUAUGUCCUGCGAGGGGAGAACACCUACAACAGGGUCACCCGGCAGUACAACGUUAGCGUAAAAUCCGGACCGGUGGUUACUAUUUCGGAUGCCUACGUGCAGGUGGGUGGACAGGCGAAAUUGGAGUGCUACGUCCGCGGUUAUCCUCCGCCGAAUGUCUCCCUCAAUUUUUACCCCUGCAGUCUGAAGCCCCGCUGGCCCAAUUGCGACAAUGCCAGAGAGAACAUUGAUCUAACCUCCAAGAUGAGGCCCGGCAGAUUCAGUGUGGAAACCAUUUAUGAGGCCAUCUUCACUCCCACCAAGCCGGGAAUCUUCAGUUGCGCUGCAAUGAACUUCGUGGAAGGCCAGAACUUUUCAGCCAUUGCGAAGGCCCACAUAAUGCUGGGGGACAUUGCCAACAACAUGACUAUACAUGGUCUAGAUCUGAAUCGAAAGAUUGCCAGAGGUGACGAGGAGAACUUCACCUGCGAGGCCCUGGCCUAUCACUUCAAUGGCAAUCUUCAGUGGUAUCACGACGGCGAGGAGCUGGUCGAAUCGGAUGAUGUUAAAAUCAUAAGGACUGAAAGUCAGUAUUCCUACAAAAGCACUGUCCACUUUAUGGCCAUCAGCGACAAAGAUCGGGGAACCUACGAAUGCCGAGCUUACCACAUACAUCGUCCUUCCGAAUACGAUCGUCGGGAGGUUGACGUCUAUAUCCACGAGCCCCAGGCGCCGGUGUGGCAGACACCCAGUCACCCCAAGAAAUCCAAAAUAGAACGGAAACUGAGCCAGUCCUUGGAUCUGGAAUGUCGCUCCACAGCCGUUCCUCUGGCUACGGUUCGAUGGUUCAAGGACGAAAAGGAACUGGUCGAAACGAAUCUUACCCACAUCCUGGACGAUGAGUCAAAGCUAUUUAUUAGCCACCUGUAUCCCCGCGACGACGGUGUCUACACGUGUCGUGUGGAGAACCGAUUGGGCAGGAUCGAAAAGUCCGUGACUGUGAUCAUAACUGACCUUCCUGGCAUAAACAAGGGUUGGGUGUGGUUCGGAAUAAUCAUGUUCCUGUUCCUGGUCAGCCUCUGCGCCUUCCUGGCCGUUCGCUACCACAAGGAGCACAAGCGGCACUUGGCCCUGAAGGCGGCCGGCCUAGCCAACUUUGAGGAGGGCGCCGUGGGUCACAUCAAUCCGGAUCUGACCCUAGACGAACAGGCGGAACUAUUGCCCUACAACCGCGAGUUUGAGUUUCCGCGGGAGAACCUGAAGCUUGGCAAGCAACUAGGAGCCGGAGCCUUCGGAGUGGUGCUCAAGGGCGAAGCGACGGGCAUCCGGAAGGAGGAGAGAUGCACCACGGUGGCCGUAAAGAUGGUCAAACGCACGGCGGACAAUGAGGUGGUGAGGGCUCUCGUCUCCGAGCUGAAGAUCAUGGUUCAUUUGGGCCAGCACCUAAACGUGGUCAACCUUCUCGGAGCUGUUACGAAAAACAUUGCGAAACGCGAACUUAUGGUCAUUGUGGAAUACUGCCGCUUUGGCAACAUCCAAAACUUCUUGCUGAGGAACCGGAAGUGCUUCAUUAAUCAGAUUAACUCUGAAACAGAUCACAUCGAUCCCAGCAUAACGAUCCAGAGGGUUUCAGACAACUUUGACCUGCAUCGCGAUGCGAAUGGUGGUGGUGGCUUGAAGUAUGCAAAUAUUGGGUUCCCACACCACUCCUAUAUAAAUCACAUGAACUCGGUGUACAACAAUAACACGCACUCAUCGCCCCAUCGCAGAAACUCGGACAAUGAUCCCCGCUCGGGCACCCGAGCCGGACGGACAGUAACCGGAAAUGCCACCUACAGCUACGAUCGGCAAAUGGACACUUGUGCCACAGUGAUGACCACAGUUCCGGAAGAUGACCAAGUAAUGUCCAAUAAUUCUGUCCAGCCCGCCUGGCGUUCCAACUACAAAACCGACUUCACAGAGGCCAUGACGGUUACGACCGUCGAUCUGAUCAGUUGGGCCUUCCAAGUGGCCAGGGGCAUGGACUACCUGUCCUCCAAGAAGGUCCUUCACGGUGAUUUGGCCGCCAGAAACAUCCUGCUCUGCGAGGACAACGUGGUUAAGAUUUGUGACUUUGGCCUGGCCCGGUCCAUGUACCGAGGAGACAACUACAAGAAGUCAGAAAGUGGAAAACUGCCCAUCAAGUGGCUGGCGCUGGAGUCCCUAAGCGACCAUGUUUUCAGCACCUACAGCGAUGUCUGGUCCUUUGGCAUCGUCCUCUGGGAGAUGUUCUCGCUGGCGAAGGUGCCAUAUCCGGGUAUUGAUCCCAACCAGGAGCUCUUCAAUAAACUUAACGAUGGCUACCGCAUGGAGAAGCCCCCGUAUGCUAACCAGGAGCUUUACGAAAUCAUGCUGGAGUGCUGGCGAAGACAGCCUGAGAGCAGACCGCUGUUUAAUGCGCUAGAGAAACGCUUCGCCAACAUGCUGGGUGAAGACGUGGCUAACCACUACUUGGACCUGAACAAUCCAUACAUGCAGAGCAACCUGGAGUACAUGAAGAACCAGGAGACCGAUUACCUUGCUUUGAUGGGUUCCCCGGACGAGUUGGCACCCUCGGCUCCAAGCUACGUCAACGGACGUAUAGUUCCCGAUAUCCGCAUUGAAUCCGUGCCGGACGACUACCAGGCGAUGAGCCCAGACCAGGACUCCGAUAGCGAUGCUUGCACUGCCAUUUUCUCGCAAUCGCGCCCGGAAGACGGGUCCUCCGACUUUCCGGACUUCUCAAGCGAAACCACUUUCAAUUUUCCAGCAGGAUCGCGGCAGUCGCCGACGUUAAGUAACAACAUGAAUAAUGGGGCGAGUAAGUUGCUCCGCAAGAAGAACGGCGUGCCUACCGUGGAUGCAGCAGACCAAGCGCCCGAAGAGAUACCCAUGCUGCAUCGCCAGUCUGGCGGAUCGGACGAUGGUCCAGAUCCGGCGACGAGAUUCAAUCAAACACUGAAACAGCACUACGCCACUCCCACGCCAACGCCUUCGCCCCGCCAUCACGUGGAAACGAAGCUGAAUGGCGAGUUCUCCGCCUCCGCCGCCGAGAAUUACGUAAAUGUGAAGCCACCCAGAAAAAAUAUACCCGGAAAGUCCACAGUCGGCGGAGCGACAACGGAUGCCUUCUCCAAUCCGGGAUACCAGCCAUUGUCCAGCGCCAGCGAAAAGGAACAGCGAAGAUAUUAGAUAAUAGUAUUAUCCUUCGCAGCUCCUUUGUGGUCUCGUUAAAGGUUCAGUUGAAAAAAAAAACACAAUCGAUUGGGAAAUGAAUCCUAUUUUUAAUUAUUAACGAAAAUGUACUUGUAUAAAUGUUGUUGUUGAAUCAAAAAUUAAAAUUUCAACUUUCAUGUGAUCACUUCACCUGAACUGGAAAGGAGGCCUUUAGACAACAAUACUACUUAGUGGCAUUGUUUAGAUUCUGAUAUAGCUUUAAGAGCACAUGCCCCAAAUCUACUCCCACUCCCACACCCACUCAAUCGAUGUAAUACAUUUAUUAACGCCAUUUCAUGUGUAUGUUUAGGGUCUAGACAUAAGUUCUAUGUAAACUUAUCUAUUUAAUUAAUUGUCUUGAACUGUGUAUGCGUGUAUGUACAUAUAAACCUAAAACUACUCAAAUAUAAUGGGUAUAAUAUUA